CAGCCACAGAGCAUGGAGUACACUCGCUAGCACGGCUUAGUAGGGACUGGCUCGGUUUUCGUCACUCACUGCAGCCCUCCUCUCUAGACUCUCCAGCCCGAAACCUUGACUCCACGCAACGAGGUGCAUUCCACCGCGUCGGAUUAAUACCCGCAUUUCGAGCGUCGAGCUGUGUUUAACGGAACAACAAAGGCGAAAUGGGCUUCUUGGGGAUAUACCGGGCCAUCUACGACUACACUCCCAAGGAGGAUGCCGAGCUCGCCAUCACGACCGGCGACUUGCUGUACAUCCUCGAGCAGAACGACGACGAUGGCUGGUGGAAAGCCAAGAAGAAGGCCGGCACAGACGACGAAGAUGAGCCCACCGGCUUGGUCCCAAACAACUACGUUGAGAAGGCAGCGACAGUAGGCCACGCGCGUGCCAUCUACGAAUAUACCCGCCAAACCGAUGAGGAGCUCUCCUUCCCCGAAGAUGCCGUGUUAGAAGUCUUCGACACCAACGACGAGGACUGGAUCCUCGCCGGUCUGGAUGGCGAGUAUGGCUUUGUUCCGGCCAAUUACAUCGAGCUGCAAGCUGCCGCUCCUGCAAGCGCGCCAGCGCCGCCAGCAGCUCCGGUGCUGCCAAGACGGCCGCCCUCCCAAAGCAUCGCUGCUGCUCCUGAAGAUGAUUCAACGCCGUCUGACGAGGCGCCAGUUGCCAAUCCGGCAGCCGCUCUCGCCAGCGUCAUCCAGAACCGGCAAUCUGUCAGGGAACCUCCGACUUUGCGUUUUAAAGAGCCAGAAGCAUCAGAUGAAGAGUCUAUCAAGUCUCCUGCCUUACCCACGCGACCGCGACCGCAGUCUCAAGCAUAUUCACCACCCGCAGAAUAUACGCCCAGACCUGAGCGAGAGCAAACGACUGAAUCUCAGCCCAAGGGGCACCUUAUCCCUGGUGGAUUUCACUUAUACAAUAUCAACGAGAUGGUCUCAGUCAUGGGCAAGAAGAAGAAGAUGCCAACAACUCUGGGCAUAAAUCUUUUGACUGGCACCAUCUUGAUCGCACCCGAGAGAGCUCAGGACGACCCUCCCCAAGAAUGGACCGCCGAGAAGAUGACCCAUUACUCCCGUGAGGGAAAGCACGUCUUCAUGGAGCUUGUUCGCCCCAGCAAAAGCAUUGAUUUCCACGCCGGAGCUAAAGACACCGCAGAAGAAAUUGUGGCUUCUCUUGGAGAGCUUGCAGGUGCUGCACGAGCAGAGGGGCUGAGAGAAGUAAUCGCGGCUGGGUCUCAAAAGCGACAGAGAAAAGGAACGGUUCUCUAUGAUUUCAUGGCGCAGGGCGAGGACGAAGUCACCGUUGCUGCGGGCGAUGAGGUGGCUAUUAUUGACGAUACAAGGAGCGAGGACUGGUGGCAAGUUCGCCGCCUCAGGAACGGCAAGGAAGGCGUUGUGCCCAGCAGCUAUGUCGAAUUCUCAGGUACUAUUACGCCGCCACCCGAGGGUCAAGCAACAUCAAGGGCCAGAUCAACUGUGGAACAGAAUCGCAUGGAGGAGAUGAGACUCACCAAAGAAGCAAUCAAGGCUAGCAAGGAGCCUCAGCAGGUAGGCCUGGAGAUGCAUUUGCCUAAACGAGGCAGCAGCCUCAUAACUCCGGAUAAUGGUAACAUUUUGGGACAACAGCGGAAUCGACGCGAGAAUGGACGUUCGGAUAGUGGUAGCAAUUCGGCGGGUAAGACAAAACCCGACGUAACCAAAGUGCGGACAUGGACGGAUCGAUCAAAGUCAUUCAGCGUCGAGGCGCAGUUCCUUGGACUCAAAGAUGGCAAGCUACACCUCCACAAGAUGAAUGGUGUGAAAAUUGCUGUACCCAUAGCAAAAAUGUCACACGGGGAUCUCGAAUAUGUUGAGAAUCUCACUGGUAUCUCUUUGGAUGACGAGAGACCACUGGCCGAUGUCAAGCGAUCGAAGCCCCCGGAGCAAAAGAAGGCUUCCGCUGUUGGAGCGUCCAUUGACAAGAAGCCAGAGUACGACUGGUUCCAGUUUUUCUUGUCUUGCGACGUGGCUGUGGGCCUUUGUGAACGCUAUGCUCAGGCAUUCACGAGAGACUCGAUGGAUGAGAGCGUGCUGCCGGAUGUCGAUGCCAGUGUUCUACGGAACCUAGGACUACGAGAAGGAGAUAUCAUUAAAGUCAUGCGUACUCUAGACGCCAAGUUCGGCCGCAGUAAAGCCAACGGCGAUGGCGAUGGCGGUCUCUUCUCAGGCCCAGGGGGCGCUCUGCGGAAUAACACAAGGAAGGGUCGGCCUGCCCCUGCUGUGCAAACUGGCGAUGUGGUUGAUGCGGCAGUUUUCUCGACUAAUAAGGAAGCGUCAAGCUCUGGCGAGACUGCGGCCAAACCGGCAUCUCCUGCAAGCCCGGCAAAAUCACCCAAGCGUCCGACGGCAGGAUUUGACGACGACGCCUGGGAUGUGAAGCCAACGAAGCAGGAGCAGCAGCAGCAAACACAGCCGCAGCCCUCGCCGCCGGCAGACACUCCCGCUGCCAACCCAACGCCAGCGGCAGCUCCAGCUCCAGCGCCUGCUCCUGUGCCUACACCUGCAGCGCUCACUGGAUCUCUGAAGGAGCUCUCUCUAUUGUCAGCGCCACUAGAACCUAGCAAGAUUGAGCCUUCAGCCCAGCCUCCUGCUGCCAAUUUUGGUGGCGAGGAACAGCAAGCGGCAGCAGCAGCACCACCCGCGCAACAACAGCAACAGCUGCUGGGAGCAAGCCCAUCCUUCUUCCAAACAGUCCCACAACCAAACCAAGUUGUUUCGGCUCAACUCCCUCAGCUCACUGGAGUUCACAUCUCUCCAAAGUCUCUAGGAAGACAGCGACCCAUCCCGCCAUCAAUCUCGCCGCCAGUUCAGGGCUCACUCGUCGUGCCGCCGCCACCGCAACGACCUCUCUCCGCUCCGCAGUCUACCCUCCCUCAAGGCAUGUUUGCCGCUCCCACACUCCUCCCCCAAGUCACUGGUCUCGUCCAGGGCCAGGUCGCGCCACCAGGACAAAGCCUGAACGACCUUACUCAAGCUCGGUUCCAACAGCAGUAUAAUGCGCAGAUCCAAAGCUUGCAGCCGCAGUUUACGGGAUAUCCUGGGCCUCAGCCUCAGGGCCUGCAGCAAUUUCCCCAGGGUGCUCCUGGACAGUUUAUACAGCCCCAGUUUACUGGCGCGCCUGGAUAUGUUGACCCAAGCCGAAUAAGCCAGUACGGGGCCCUUCAGCCCCAGCCUACCGGCUUCCAACCUGGCUUAGCACAGUCUCCCUUUGGCUCCGGCAGCAUUAACAACUAUCUGCCACCAGCUCUACAGCCUCAACCGACCGGAUUCCAGAGCAUGCAGCCGCUGCAGCCAACAGGAGGAGCGGAUGGAUUGAAACCAUUGCAGCCGCUUGUACCGCAGAAGACGGGGCCUCCUCCGCCAGUUCGUUUCGGUGUGACUCCCGAGACGAAGAAGCUGGCGCCGCAGGCAACCGGCCGACGGGCCAACCUGGCCCAAGCAACUCCUGAAAACCCGUUCGGUUUCUAGACGGAAGACGGAGGUUUCUAUACUGCGACUUGUUAUAUAUAGCUAAUUACAUAGUCUGAUUUAACACAAGAAGACUACCUGCUUAAAUCUAGCCCUUAUAAUGAGUAGAAAGCUAGAAAUUUUUACUUUAAAAUCUUAUGUAAUUAUAAUAUGAAUAUAUAUUGAUAG
This is a messenger RNA of Trichoderma asperellum CBS 433.97, 3704 nucleotides long. RefSeq lists its product as uncharacterized. Gene Ontology annotation, biological process: regulation of actin filament polymerization. Gene Ontology annotation, molecular function: identical protein binding; ubiquitin binding; cytoskeletal protein binding. Lineage: Eukaryota; Fungi; Ascomycota; Sordariomycetes; Hypocreales; Hypocreaceae. The record is from RefSeq and is a predicted model, not a curated record.